This is a messenger RNA of Colletotrichum orchidophilum, 435 nucleotides long. RefSeq lists its product as uncharacterized. NCBI's taxonomy places the organism in Eukaryota, Fungi, Ascomycota, Sordariomycetes, Glomerellales, Glomerellaceae. Bases 1 to 435 code for a protein of 144 amino acids. The record is from RefSeq and is a predicted model, not a curated record. The transcript has a single exon.
AUGCGAACGCAGUCGAGGGAAAAGCAAGCACAAACAGCCACGGCUUGUUCCUUGGAUCUUGGACCGUUGAGCGGUCAGUCCGGGCAAGGUCAAAAGCAGAAAGGGCGGCACCUGAUGCUCUUCACCGUCACUGUCCGUGCCUCGCGCGCCUCAAGGGAUGAGAUUGAACCAAUUAUGCUUCUUGCGCUUGAGCUCGACGCUCGGCGCAGUCUGGUCUCCGACGUCUUGCAGCAAGGCUAUCGUCACAAUGCAAGGUCACGCGCCUCUGUCGAUGGCCACAAUGACCAAAGUGAAGUGAGAAGGCGGGCAUCUGGAGUCGAGGAACGGACAGGGAGACACGGCCGAGGCAGGGAGGUCGACUUGUCCUUGUUCGCAAAGAUGCCAUUCAGCCAGCGCGAGAUGAUGCAUGGUCGCAGAUACGUGGUGGCAUGGUGA